Messenger RNA from Cucurbita maxima (winter squash), 1532 nucleotides. RefSeq lists its product as uncharacterized. Gene Ontology annotation, biological process: maturation of LSU-rRNA from tricistronic rRNA transcript (SSU-rRNA, 5.8S rRNA, LSU-rRNA); snoRNA localization; box C/D snoRNP assembly. Bases 608 to 1120 code for a protein of 170 amino acids. The record is from RefSeq and is a predicted model, not a curated record. The transcript is spliced from 5 exons. NCBI's taxonomy places the organism in Eukaryota, Viridiplantae, Streptophyta, Magnoliopsida, Cucurbitales, Cucurbitaceae. Gene Ontology annotation, cellular component: pre-snoRNP complex; nucleus.
GGAAAUUUUAGAGAUUAAAGAACCAUUUUAAACCCUUCAAACAAGUUUUGAUGCGCAAACGAAAUUAUACAAAUUCAAAUUACGAAACCUAGUCAUCGUCGCCGGUGAAAUUCAGAACCGGCGCUCGUUCCAGUGUCCAAGAUGGCCGAAGGAGAUGCAACUGUGUCAGCUUCCACAAGCUCCAACCGAGAAGGAGGAUCAUCACUCUGCGAAGAGUGUAAAUCGAAGCCAUCCAAGUACAAGUGCCCCGCUUGCUCAUUGCGCUCUUGUAGCCUCAACUGCGUCAAUGCUCACAAGAGGCACAGUGGCUGUACUGGCAAGAGGAAGCACAUCCAACUCGUCCCGCUUUCUCAGUUCAACGAUUCCAUCCUUCUUUCUGAUUAUAAUUUGCUGGAGGAAGUGAAAAGAAUGGCUGAAUCAGCUCAAAGAUUCAGAAAGAAAUUGUGCCCUUAUACUCAUGCUUACUUUCGCCUACCAUUUCAUCUUAAAAGUUUGGGCACUGCUGCUUCAAGCAGGAGAACAAAAAUCAUGUUUCUCCCUACAGAAAUGACAAAGGGAAAACAAUCAAACUCGACAUGACAAGAGGGAAAAAACAAUCUUCUGGACAAUGGAAUGGCGGUUUAACUCUACAGAUAUUGUUUUAGUUGACCAUGGAGUUAAUGAAAGCUCGAAGCUCUGUACCAUUCUUGAAAACCAUCUACAACCAAGUCCGUGGAAAAAUCAACUUCAGAAGUUCUGUGAGCAGCUGGAUAGCCUCAAAUUUUUUGUCCGUACAAAUCCCAAGGGAGCUACAUCGCCUUUCCGUGAGCUGGACUCGAGAUUGCCAAUUAGACAACUAUUUUACAACUUGGUUUUUGUGGAAUACCCUAUUAUAUAUGUUGUUCUACCCUCUCAAACUCCCAACUUCCAAGUAGUUAAAACGGCCAAUCCAAUGAGUCAUAAUCCAGAAGAUACCAAUACUGGAAAAAAUGAUCUUGCUAGUCAUGAAGGUGUUGCCUUCAGGGUGGAAGAAAUAGAAGAUGAUGACAACUCCUGCAAUCCUCAGGUUCUUGAUCUGUUGAAAGUAUCAACUUCAAGCCCACACCCAAAACCUGCAUGGUGCUACACUGGGGAACCAUGAGUUUGGGAAUGGCCCGAAUUCAAGCUCCCAGGCCGAGGAGCUAGCAGUUCCGAAAGGAUUGGAGUUUGAUUUUGAGCAAGAUCUGCUAGAUACAUGCUCAAAUAUCAUGGCACAAAUCAAUUCAGAUGAUUUUCUUGAUUGGGAAGGAGACUUUUCCAAGGGAGUUGAAGAACUGGAGGAAGGAGAGAUUAUGGAAUAGUGAUUAGCAUAUCGUAUAUAUGUUUUUUUAAUGACAUUUGGAGUGAAACGUUAUUAUUCACAAAUCCCGGACUGCAGGAACUAUAAAGUCAUAUUUGAGGUGAAGUUCUACAAUAUUUACGAGCUUGCCGUUCAUAGUCUGUAUUUCUUUGUUAUUUGGAGAAGUUAUACUCAAGAUAAAAGACAAUUCUACAAUACAUUGGUUGGUGAUAAA